Molecule: messenger RNA, 892 nt
Organism: Paramecium sonneborni
Lineage: Eukaryota; Ciliophora; Oligohymenophorea; Peniculida; Parameciidae
Source: the annotation of a GenBank genome assembly
AAUGCAAUUAGAAUUUAUGAAAAGAUCAAAUCUUAAGAAACAAUAAAAUUUGUAGCGUAGCAAAAGUUGUUUAUUACCAUAAUAGAUAAAAAUUAGACAUAAGAAAGCUAAAACAGUUAGUGAUUAUUUGUAUUAAGGUCCAAUAUUAAAAUUGGAUACAGAAUUAGAAAAAAAAAUAAGAAUGCUAAUUUAUUCAUAAAGAUGUUCUCGUUUGCUAUUAAAAAGAAAGACAUGUAUAUAAGAACCUUAAAAUAACAUAUUUGUAUCAAGAGAUAAAUUGUUGAGAUAUUAAGAAGUGAUGUCUAAGAAAUUUGUAAGUUUAUAAUAAAUAAAUUAUAUUUAGGAUUAAGUAGAUUCUUCAUGUGAAUCAUCUCCUUAGAUGAUGACAAAGAUAUAAUUUAAGAAGACUUAGUUUAGUAAGAUAUAAUUAGUAGAAAAUACAAUAAGUUAAUAUUUAACUCCUAGAUUAAAUGGAGAUUAAAAUAUAAAUUUAUUGAGUAGAAAAGCAUCUCAUAGUGUUAUAGCUUAAUAUGUAAGAGAUAAAAAUAAGAAAUUAAAGAGUAAUGUUCGUUGUGAAUAAAAAUUGCCUUUGAUAAAAUAGCCAAGUUUGAAUGAAUUUAAUCAAUAUUUUUUGGCUUCAAAAAGAAGUUUUGAUGUGGGAAGAAUAACUUAAUAAUUAAUUUAAUCAAAAUCUUAAGAUAAUGGAAUUAAAUAGAUUUAGUUAAAUUAAAAACAAACUUAAUUUAUAAAUAAAUAGAAAAAUAUAUUGAUUUAAUAAAAAUCAGAGACUUAAUUAAAUUAAAAUAUACGUUUAAGGACAUUACCAAGUGAUAUGAUAUUGAGUAAAAAUAAAAUCAGCUUAUAAUAAAAGUUGAGACCUUAUCUUAAAUGA